CCGUAGAAGAAGAAACACGUGAUUCGCGCUAACUGGUAGCAAGAUGGCGGUUGUGGUGCGGAGCUUGCAAGACCAGCUCGAAAAAGCCAAGGAAAGCUUGAAACACGUGGACGAUAAUAUCCGCAAAUUAACCGGACGUGAUCCCAAUGAAUCGAGGCCGGGCCAGAUCCGUCGGCUCGGCGGCCCCAUGGCAGGCGUCGUAGGAGGAGGAGGAGGAGGAGGUGGUAGAGGCAGAGGAACCAACCUGCUCAGGCGCAGUCUCUCGGAAAUAGGAAGUGCCGGCCCCCCUGCCAAGCAGAGAGACAUCGAAGGAGCUCUGCUGAGGCUGGCAGGGGACCAGAGGGCCAGGAGAGAUGCGCGCCACGACAGCGACGCCGAGGAUGACGAUGACGUCAAAAAGCCGGCGUUGCAGUCGUCUGUCGUAGCUACCUCCAAGGAGCGAACGCGCCGAGACCUCAUUCAAGAUCAGACCAUGGAUGAGAAGGGCAAACAGAGGAAUCGGCGCAUGUUCGGCCUGUUGAUGGGGACCUUGCAAAAAUUCAAACAGGAGUCCAACGUCUCUACAGAUAAGCAAAAGAGGCGCACAGAGAUCGAGCAGAAGCUCGAAGUUCAGGCUGAGACAGAGAAGAAGAAGGUGGAGAGCGAAAAGAGGGAGCUGUUUGAAGAGAGGCGAGCCAAACAGACUGAGCUGAGACUACUGGAGCAGAAGGUGGAACUAGCUCAGCUGCAAGAGGAGUGGAACGGUCACAACAGCCGUCUGGUGAAAUACAUUCGCACCAAGACAAAGCCUCACAUCUUCUAUUUGCCUGGAAAAAUGUGCUCCGCCACACAGAAACUCUUCGAUGACUCCACCAAGAAACUAAACGCUGUGUUUGAGGAGAGGCGCGAGGCUUUUGCCGAACACCUCAGUAAGAUGGAGUCCCGCCCCCGGCGACAGCCAAACCGCGACCAGGAUGGCAACACGGCUGCAACAGGAAUGGACCACCGAGCGGAGGGUAAGCCCGCAGGUCAGAUAGUCAAGGUGGCAGGUAACCAGGGACAUAUGGAGGAAGAUGAGGAGGAGGAAGAUGAGGAAGAGGAGAGGGGGAAGGAGGGGGAUAGAAAGGUGAAGGGUGAGGAUGGGGAAAACGAGCAGAUGGAUGGGUUGCAGAAGGUAGAUGAAGAGGUGGAGAAGAUGGAGUUGGGUGAGGAGGGUAGGAAGGAGGAGAAGAAGGAAAGAGAGGGGGAGGGAGUUAAGGGCAGCGAGGAUCAGAGGGGAGCGGGAGAAAAGGGACAAAUGGAGGUUAGUCCAGGGUUAGAGGAGAUGGAAGUUGAGGGGGAGCAGGGGGACAGGAAAAAAGAAGAGGCAGGAGAACCAGAAGGUGUACAGAGGCCCGCAGACCUCCAAAAGGAAAAGACCCAAGACACCCAGUCCUCCGAACCACCCAUAACCAGCCAAGAGGCACCAGAAACCAGUCAGCAACCCCAGCCCAGUCCCAGUCCCGCUGCAGGGGAACCAGCGGCACAGUCCUCUGAGACCCGAGGCACCUCUCCUACCCCAGAACCCCUAACUGCCCCCACCGUGCCUGGUCAGAAUCUCAUCCUCCCUGGCUCUAAGGUACAGGACUCUGCAGCCGAGAACCAGGUUGCAGGGGGGAAGACGGUGGAGGAAGCCUCACAAGAGCUGCCUGAUCCUCAGGAGGCCCCCAGCACCACGCCGGCACCCUCCAAGGAGGACGGGGACAGUGGGAGAGGGAGGAAGAAGCAAAAGGAGCCGAAGAAGGUCCGCAGUCAUAGCAACAGCUCCUCCUCUUCGUCAUCUGGCUCGUCCUCCAGCGGGAGCUCCUCCUCUUCCUCCUCUGGCUCGUCCUCCAGCGGGAGCUCCUCCUCUUCCUCCUCAUCGUCCAACAGCAGCAGCCGAAGUCGCAGCCGCGACGGCGGCAAGCGCAAGAGGAGGCCGUCGGACAGAGGCAGGAAGAAGGGAGAAGACAGGAGUCCCCGCAAGAGUGGAGGGACCAGUGGAGGGGGACGGGACUCGAAGGGAUCGAAAGAGAGGAGGAAGAGGAGGAGCGACGAGGGGAGGGGCCGAUCGUCCCGCGGCGACAGGGAGCAUAAAGAUAGAGACAGGAAGGACAAGAGGCGCUAACCUGCUUCUCGUCCAGCCUCUGUAGAGACGCAGGGAAAAAGACCUCCAGCCAUUAAUGACACCAGAUGACUGAAGUUUUUAACUGGUAUUCAAACGCCCUCAUUUUUCACAUAAAGACCACGCUGGUAGUUUUAACGCAAGAGGAUAAAAAUAAUCUGAAACAAUAGAUGACUGGUUAUUAUUUUCCUCCCACUUUUCCCCGUAGUAAUGUAAACUGGACUUGUUAGUCAGAGCGGUGCCUCUGGCAGGGCUGCUCCUCUGGUCGGGCUCCGGACUAAAUGGGUUUGAGGUAGGAGAGUUUUACAUUUUAGACAUUUAAUUUUAAAUCCAGAUGAUUUAUUCUCUAGCUCUAACUGGGGGUUUACAGAGGUCUUAAGUGGCGCUGCAGAGAAAAGAUGGUGUUGAAUGUUUUUUGAGGGGGCUUUUUUUUCAUCCGAAUCAUAAUACCAUAGGCUGGGGUAUCUGUGGUUAUGGUCGCAUUGACCAGUUGUUGUGUUUUCAAGUUGAUGUGGCACAUUAAUCCCAAUUUGGCUCCACUGUUUUAUCAAUGUCGAGGCCCAUGUAUGUUCCUCACAUGGCUACAUGUGAUGUGCUGAAAUACUGGGUUAGAAUCUGUUUCGUCAUUAUUAUUUUUUUGUACCAGCUGAUAAUUUGCUUCAAAAUAAAGGUGAGGUAUUAAUGAAA
Messenger RNA from Scophthalmus maximus (turbot), 2809 nucleotides. RefSeq names its product pinin, desmosome associated protein (gene pnn). Gene Ontology annotation, cellular component: catalytic step 2 spliceosome. NCBI's taxonomy places the organism in Eukaryota, Metazoa, Chordata, Actinopteri, Pleuronectiformes, Scophthalmidae. The record is from RefSeq and is a predicted model, not a curated record. The transcript has 9 exons. Bases 44 to 2125 code for a protein of 693 amino acids.